AUGCUCGUGCUGGAGGCGCUGGAGCUGCCGGAGCUGGUGGUGCUACUGGUGCUAGAGGUGCUGGAGGUACUGGAGGUGCUGGAGCUGCUGGUCCUAGAGGUGCUCGUGCUGGAGUUUCUGGAGUUGCCGGAGCUGGUGGUGCUGCUGGUGCUGGAGGUGCUGGAGCUGUUGGUCCUGGAGGUGCUUGUGCUGGAGGUACUCGAGCUGCUGGAGCUGGUGGUGCUGCUGGUGCUGGAGGUGCUGGAGGUACUGGAGAUGCUGGAGCUGGUGGUGCUGCUGGUGUUGGAGGUGCUAGAGGUACUGGAGGUGCUGGAGCUGAUAGUCCUAGAGGUGCUCGUGCUGGAGGUACUGGAGCUGCCAGAGCUAGUGGUGCUGCUGCUGCUGGAGGUGCUGGAGCUGCUGGUCCUGGAGGUACUGGAGCUGCUAGAGCUCGUGGUGCUGCUGGUGCUGGACGUGCUGGAGGUACUGGAGAUGCUGGAGCUGGUGGUGCUGGAGGCGCUGGAGCUGGAGACCCUGGAGCUGGAGACCCUGGAGCUGGGGGUGCUAAAGCUGUCGGUGCUGGUUCUGGAGGCACUGCACAGCCGCGACUACGGUCCGGACCCUCAAUUUGACAUAUUUCGUGCAGCCAGUCCUACUAUCACACGUCUUCUAGCCACUGUUGCUACCGACCCUUCGUUUGAGUCCACUGCUGCGUCUCCCCUAGCUUCUGAUCUUGUCGACUUGCCUGCUAGCUGUCGUCUCGACUACGCCUCUAGUCUUGUUGCUGAGUCUGAGUCUGUCUGUCCUCCGUCCGUCAGGGGUGAGUGUGCUCUUAUCAUGGACGACCUUGAGGAAAGGCAGGAGGACUUUGAGUGUCUUGCGGCUGUUGUACCUCAUCUCAUGUCCAUGCUGCUUGCACCUGAGGGAGACCCGGAUGCUCCAGACAUCCCGACCCCGCACUCUUACACAGAGGCGAUUACGGGUCCCUACUCCUCUCAGUGGAAGACAGCCAUGGACGCAGAGAUGGCAUCCUGGAAGUCCAAAGGCACAUACGUCGACGUAGUUCCCCCUCCUGGGGCGAACAUAGUCGAUGGCAUGUGGAAUUUUAGGGUGAAGCGGCCGCCUGGUUCUCCGCCUGUCUUCAAGGCUCGUUACGUUGCUAGAGGCUUUAGUCAGCAACAUGGAGUUGACUUCUUCCAGACCUUCUUCCCUACCCCAAAGAUGACCACUCUUCGGGUGCUGCUGCACGUUGCCGCUCAGCGUGACUACGAUCUUCACUCUCUUGACUUCAGCACAGCUUUCUUACAGGGCAGCCUGCACGAGGAGAUCUGGCUACGCUGCCCAUCUGGCUUUACUGGGUCGUUUCCUGCAGGUACCCAGUGGAGCCUCCGGCGGCCAGUCUACGAUCUUCGCCAGGCACCUCGUGAGUGGCACGACACACUGAGGACGACACUUGAGGCUCUUGGGUUUGCUCCUUCUACUGCUGACCCGUCGUUGUUUCUGCGCACCGACACUUCGAUGCCGCCGUUCUACAUCCUCGUGUACGUCGACGACUCGGUUUUUGCCACUGCUGAUACAGAGCCACUGACUCUAAUGAAGUCGGAGCUGUAG
This is a messenger RNA of Closterium sp. Naga37s-1, 1590 nucleotides long. Lineage: Eukaryota; Viridiplantae; Streptophyta; Zygnematophyceae; Desmidiales; Closteriaceae. The record is from the annotation of a GenBank genome assembly.